Messenger RNA from Psammomys obesus (fat sand rat), 2223 nucleotides. It is a transcript of the gene Spint1, whose product is annotated as serine peptidase inhibitor, Kunitz type 1. The record is from RefSeq and is a predicted model, not a curated record. NCBI's taxonomy places the organism in Eukaryota, Metazoa, Chordata, Mammalia, Rodentia, Muridae. Gene Ontology annotation, molecular function: serine-type endopeptidase inhibitor activity; protein binding. Bases 201 to 1712 code for a protein of 503 amino acids. The transcript is spliced from 11 exons.
GUUUCACCAGAAACUGGAAUCGGGGGAGGAGGAGGAGGAGGCAGCUAAACUUUCCGCGCACCCGGAGGAAGCCGGGCGGGAUCUACGGCGGCUCCACCCCGCUCACCUGCACAGGUCUCCAGCCCCGUCGGCACCCGGAGGCCCGCACUGUGAAGGUGACCCCCGCCCUGGGGAGGAGGGCGACGGCCCCCGGGGGCACGAUGGCGCGCCGCGGCCUGGCGCGGGCCGGCAUCUCGACGGUCGGCGUGUGGCUCCUGUGCGCGCUUGGUCUCCGGGGCACUGAGACCGGGGUGCCGUCUGCACCCCCUGAGUUUCCCGGGGGAGCCGCCUGCUUGAGCCGCUUUACCAGCGGGGUGCCGUCUUUUGUGCUCGACACGGAAGCUUCGGUCAGCAACGGGGCCACCUUCCUGGGCUCCCCGACCGUGCGCCGCGGCUGGGACUGCGUGCGUGCCUGCUGUACUACCCAGAACUGCAACCUGGCGCUGGUGGAGCUGCAGCCGGACGGCGGCGAGGACGCCAUCUCCGCCUGCUUCCUCAUGAACUGCCUGUACGAGCACAACUUCGUGUGCAAGUUCGCUCCGAAGGCGGGCUUCAUCAACUAUCUUACCCAGGACCUUUACCGCUCCUACCUCGAGCUGCGGACCCGAGGCUUUGGAGGGUCCCAGAUCCCUCGAACCUGGGUGGGCAUAGACUUGAAGGUACAGCGGCAGCAACCCCUGGUGCUGAGAGAUGGAGACAACACAGACUGGCACCUGCUGCAAGGUGACAAAGAUGCCAGAGUAGAGAGAAAGCAUCCGGAUGAAGUGGAGCUGUGGGGACUGAAGGAAGGAACCUACAUGUUCCAGCUGACAAGAACCGACCAGCCAGAGGACACAGCCAAUCUGACCAUCACCGUGCUAACUGCCAAGCAGACAGAAGAUUACUGCCUCGCAUCCUACAAGGUGGGCCGCUGCCGGGGUUCCUUCCCACGCUGGUACUACGACCCCAAGGAACAGAUCUGCAAGAGUUUCACUUACGGAGGCUGCCUGGGCAACAAAAACAACUACCUGCGGGAAGAGGAGUGCAUGCUGGCCUGCAAGGAUGUCCAGGGAAUCUCACCUAAAAGGCAUCAUCCAGUGUGCUCCGGAAGCUGCCAUUCCACCCAGUUCCGCUGCAGCAAUGGCUGCUGUAUCGAUGGCUUCCUGGAGUGUGAUGACACCCCAGACUGCCCUGAUGGCUCCGAUGAGGCCACCUGUGAAAAAUACACCAGUGGCUUCGAUGAGCUUCAGAGUAUCCACUUCCUCAGUGACAAAGGGUACUGUGCGGAACUGCCAGACACUGGGCUCUGCAAGGAGAACAUCCCACGCUGGUAUUACAACCCAUUCAGUGAGCGCUGUGCCCGCUUCACCUAUGGCGGUUGCUACGGCAACAAGAACAACUUUGAGGAGGAACAGCAGUGCCUUGAGUCCUGUCGAGGCGUCUCCAAGAAGGAUGUGUUUGGUCUUCGGAGGGAGAGCUCCGCCCCCAGCGUAGGCUCUGUGGAGGUGGCCAUUGCUGUGCUCCUGGUCAUUUGCAUCAUAGUGGUCGUGGCCAUCCUCAGCUACUGUUUCUUGAAGAACCAGAGAAAGGACUUCCGAAGUCACUACCAACCGCCCACCCCAGCCAGUUCCACCGUUUCCACCACCGAGGACACGGAACACCUGGUCUAUAAUCACACCACCCGGCCCCUCUGAGCCCGGGACUCGCCAGUCUCACCAGGUCCCCCUUGCAGAGACAGAGGCUAGAACCUGGGACCAGACUCUCCUGCCUCCCUCUCGGGCAUACUUUGUCUCAGAAGCCACAUCUCUGGGCCUCUCGGAGGAGCCUCAGCUGCACUCAGGCCAGUUCUGGAAAAGGCCCAAGAGCCUGGGAGGUGCAGAGCAGCCUUGAGCCAGGAGUGCUGUACAUAGAAGGACCUGCUUGCCCAGGAGCCAGAGGAAGUUGGCACUUGGUGUCCUGUUCAGAGCUGCCUGUCCUCAUCCAAUGAUGCUAGGCCCUAGAGUGGUGUCAGAGGCCGCUGGCUGACACUCUCCACAGCUGUCCUUCGGCUUUGCACAGUCCAACACUGAAGGAUGUUUCGUUAUAGUUCCUGCUGUAAAUAAUUGCUCAGGGGGACCAGGGCCAUAGCUCAGUGGUAAAGCAUGUGUGACCCCUGAGUGCUCUAUACAGCACCACAAAAAAUGAGAUUAAAGGAAAAAAUAUAAA